UUGACAUUUGUCUUAUAGAAAGAAGUGUGUCGGUCGGACGGAGUGUUUUAUUUCGCAAAAAUGUCCUCACAAUUAUCAGCUCGGGAACUGCUUGAAUUAGGGGACGAAGGGAGAACAAAGACCGUAUUAACUCAAUACUGGCCACAGAUACUUGGUACCUUUUUCGGAGUAGGAUCCGCAAUAUUCAUUAAUUUCCAAACUCGACGUCCCAUUUUUAGUGGAAUCCAAAAACAUAUUCUUCUAACCGCUGGUCUAGUGACUGCGUUUACAUAUGCGCAAAAGCAUAGAGAUAAUUACUUUGCUGAAAAAGAUGCCAUACUGAGACAUUACCUUGAGUUACAUCCUGACGAGUUCGAAGAACCUCCUCGCAAGAAGAUUGCCGAUAUCUUUGAGCCAUGGGUCCCAGUGCGUUAAAAAUACCUUUACAUUAGAUGGAUAAUAACUAGAUAAUUAUGUGAAUAAAACAAAAUAUUUCAUUUAAUAAAUAUUUAUUCCUGUUUCAUACUGUUGUCUGGGCCUGAGCAUCUAGGCUUUGUAAGUACUUUUUGGCCAUGCAAUAAAUAGAUUACAAAUAAUA
Messenger RNA from Spodoptera frugiperda (fall armyworm), 577 nucleotides. RefSeq names its product NADH dehydrogenase [ubiquinone] 1 subunit C2 (gene ND-B14.5B). Gene Ontology annotation, cellular component: mitochondrial inner membrane. Bases 61 to 414 code for a protein of 117 amino acids. The record is from RefSeq and is a predicted model, not a curated record. Gene Ontology annotation, biological process: mitochondrial electron transport, NADH to ubiquinone. NCBI's taxonomy places the organism in Eukaryota, Metazoa, Arthropoda, Insecta, Lepidoptera, Noctuidae. The transcript is spliced from 3 exons.